CUGAAACACCCCCCACUCUCCCCCCCAGGUUAGGGACUGGGGGGGGGGGAAGGGGACGGGGACGGGACUUCCCUCAAAAUCCUGAAAAGAAGCCUUAAAAAAAAAAAAUCUCUAAAAUAAUAAUUAAAGAACUCGUACGACUAUGAGGAACGGCUGGGGUUUGUUUAGUCUCGAGAAGAGGAGGCUCAGCGGGGGCCUUUUUGCUCUCUACAACUACCUGAAAGGAGAUUGUAGUGAAGUGGGGUUCAGUUUCUUCUACCGUGCCUGCAGUGAGAGGACCAGAGGAAAUGCACUUAAGAGCACCCUGGCUUGUGAAGUGUUACCUGGUUAAACUGGAAGUGAAGCAGGACAACGCCAGCCCCUCCUGGUCCAAAAAAAGGGCUCGCCUGCUGACUCUGCUCCCUCGGGAAAGAUGGGAAAGGGCUACAAAGUGGUGGUUUGUGGAAUGGCCUCAGUGGGAAAGACUGCGAUUUUGGAGCAGCUUCUCUAUGGAAAGCAUACUGUUGGCUUAGAAGAGGGUGCCACAAUGGAAGACGUGUAUUUGGCAUCGGUGGAGACAGACCGAGGUGUGAAGGAACAGUUACGGCUUUAUGACACCAGAGGUCUGCAGGAGGGCGUAGAAUUGCCAAAACACUAUUUCUCUGUUGCUGAUGGCUUUGUUCUGGUGUAUGCUGUGACCAGCCUUGAAGCCUUCCAAAGAGUUGAACUGCUCAAAAAGGAGAUCGAUGUCUUUAGGGACAAAAAGGAGGUAACAGUUAUUGUCUUGGGAAACAAAACUGACCUCCUGGACCAAAGGCAAGUGGAAACAGAAGCAGCACAGCAAUGGGCAAGGGCUGAGAAAGUAAGACUGUGGGAAGUGACUGUGACAGAUCGGAAAACACUGCUUGAACCCUUCACCUUCUUAGCUAGCAAACUGUCCCAGUCCCAGAACAAAUCAACAUUUCCCUUGCCUGGAAGGAAGAGCAAAGGGAAUAACUGUGAUAACUAGGCUAGCCUAGCAUUGUCUCCUGCUGCCAGGUCACAGUCUAAGUCCUUUUUGUGCCAUUUGCUUCUUGCAGUUUCACUUAAAGCAAUAAUCUCAUUCAGCAAUAAAAUCAGCAAGAUUAUAGCUAAGAGGUAUCCUUUCUUCUCACAGACUUGGCUUGAAAAAGUGGUGGUAAAAAACCUAAAGAAGCUCUUCAUGAGAGCAGUUAUCUUGCAACAAGGGUUAUGAAGACAGAAGGGAUAGAUGGACACCUCUUUAUCAGGGGCUUUUACUAUGCCUGGAUGCAGCCAUGUUGAGGGACAAAUCAACAAGCUUACCAUUAAGCAAUGGCCUUGCAGAUCUGUAGCCUCUAGUCACAAAUAGUAUUAGCUGCAAUAAAGCAAUUUGGAGAGACAGUAUGUUUGAAAUGGCAGUAGUUCUUUUACCUUGACCUUAAAUAGAGCCACAAAGCAUACUGAUGCUGCAGAAGGCUGAGGUCAGUGUCUUGUUGCAGGAGAAGGGUAUGGGGAAGGAGAAAUGAUUACCAGAUUUAGCCACUGAUAUUAUGCUAGUGUCUGGAAGGAAAAAAACCCACCCAAAAUCAUACAAAAACACCCCUCACAUCUUCUGGGAAAUACUAGACCAGAUCUACCCUGACAUGAAGCUCGUCAACAAAGUCUGGCAAUCAGUGCUUUCAGCUCAAGAACUCAUUUGUUCUCAUUUGUGACCAGAAAAGCUCUCAGAGCACUCCUUAAUUUAACUGCGACCUGACGGACAAGAUAGCUGUAUGUGGGUUUGUUCCAGCAUGUCCAGUACAAAUCAGUCACAGUCACAUAGGUGAUAAUUGUACUGAGAAAUUAUACAGAGCAAUUUUGUAUGCAGGAGGUACUGCCUGGGCUCUGCUUAGUGCAUUGCAUAACACUCCCACCCGGCUGCUCAGCCAAGCUGCAGCAAUCCACCCCCUGUACGAAGCUACAGGCCAGAUAAUAACUGGUACAAAGUGCUGUACUGCUCUGUGAGAGCGGGCUAGGGAGUGUAGGGGGCUGCCUUUUGGGACUAUCCUCAUGGAAAACACCCAGAAAUACCUGUACCAAAUGGGUUUGGACUUAUCAUGCUGCACAUUGUCCAGCAGCAGGAGCACAACUGGAUGUGCUGUGUUGACUCAGUGCUGGUGAAGGUAAACCUGUGCUGCAGGAAUCUGCUGUCCUAGGUCAGCCUGUCAGUAAAGUUAACAAAAGGGGAUAUAUAUAGAGGGACAGAAUGAGCAACUGUUCCCAGAGACAGUGGCCAGUUUUUGGCAUCUCAACAACCUCCUGUACUAAAAGAUGCUACCUUUUCUUUAUAUUUGAAGACAAGAGCAGGGAGAGGGAGUGAACAUAAAUACCCAGUUCCUGCAGUUUUCACUGCUGUUUUGAACAGAUACCAAGAAUUCCACUGUGAAGCAGCAAAACCACAAGCAAUAUUUGCCGUGUCAUAUCAUAACUGCUAAAUAGUGUGCUUAAUGAUCACAAUUAAGCUUAUAGUAUUGCUCUUCCUGAAUACUGGUUAAUAAAGUCUGUCAGCAUUACUGAUGUCAGAGCAGCAGUACACUUCACUAAAAACGAAGCAGGUAUCCCUACCAUUAUAAUGAAGGUAGAUGAAACUGUUUAUGUGCUUUGCUCAAUAUAGUUUGGAUUGCUGUGGCCAAGGAGUAAGAUAAGAGAGCAAUUAUGAAUGAGCAAGCUCCUGCACUGCCCUGCUAGAAACAUACAAUUGUUUCCAUUGCAACACUGCAGCUGAGUAAGCACUACAGCAUGACCUCCUCCAACCUGGCUAGUAAUAGUCAUUGUCCCCAGUGAUUCUGCAGGACAACACCCACUACUCACUCAUUUCCUACUGAACACACGUGUACUCCAGGCUUCUCCCUGCCCAGAAGACUCCAUAUCUGCCUGCAUGCUUGGGAAGUAGAGGUGACUUCAGAGCAGCAGCGGUUCACCUCCUUGCUGCAACCUCUUACCAAGGAAUGGGUCACGUUCCCCUUCUUCGGCUCUGCAGAAUCCUUCUUCUAGAAGGGACUUGAAUCAGCUUUGGAUGAAUCAAAAUAUGUGAAGACAUCUACUAACAUCACAUCAUCACUGAAGCUCACCCUUGAGCAAAGGGAGUACAGGUUGACACGUCAGAAUUAACUUAAAACGUGUGGAGAUGGAAAGAAUGGAGAUGACUGGUUCCUGUCCAGCUCUGCACGCCGCAGACUCAGUGCCAAUUCUACUGCCAAGACUGAUGUCACCUGUAGGCUGCCAGAGCUGUGCAGUGGAAGUGUAGCUUGCUCACCUGCUCCCCUGGACUUCCUGGACUUGACAAUAUUUAAAGACAAGCAAGACAAAAAGGAUCUUCCAAGUGACUAAGGCCAUUUUUUCAAAUAGGUUAUGUAAAGGCAAACACGUUAUCUUUGAUUUGGUUAAUUCACUAGAAAUGAGUUUAGAUCAUUCAAUGCAUUCACAUAAAAAACCACCACCCACUGUUUUCUUUCAUAAGCUUACUCUGAUGCUUUUUAAGCACUCGAAUAAUCUAUUCUAAAUACCAUAGUAUUUUAUUGACAAGUUAUGGAAAACAUAGUGUCUCCUCUGCAAACAAUGUACAUACAGUGGCUGGUACUGAGUGAAAAUGAAACUUGCUGUAGUACAGUUUUGCAUAGGGUUAAUAAGUAAAGUACAGAGUAGUUUAAAGGGCAGAACACAUAUUUUGUUCUUACUGUUCCACUGACUCAAAGCCUGUUCUAGGUCACUGGGAUCACUUACCUUCUGCAAAGCUAGAGUUCCUUCACGAGCUAAUGGGGAAAAAUUGUUAAAAAGAAGAAAAAUAAAUUAGUAAAUUGUACUAUCUUUCUCUGUUCUUCUUAAACCUCUAACCUGCUGAAUACCCACUGUACAGAUCAGUCACCCUCACCAGCUACAACAGUUAAUUUGGCAUGUCCUAGUAGCACAAAGCAAGAAGCUGGCAAAAACCUACUGAGAUUUAACCAUUUACAUCUUUACUCAGUAAAGGAGAGGAGGGAAAGAUGACCAGAGAUGCUCCUGGUGUGAUGUAGCUAUAUACCAAACAGCCAAACAGCUGAGGGGACUCAUACACCUAAACAUACACUGUGUCAAAAGACUGCAGUUCAGCUGAUGAGGCUAAGGUACUACUACCCACAGCCACCCAGCAAAGGAAAGGGCACCUCUAAUUAACAGCUUACUUUGGAGCAAGUUAGAUUGGCUCUGUAUCUAGAUAGGAAGAGAAGUAUGUAAAUAAAAUAUAUAUGGAAUUUAUUUUAAAGUACCAACCCAAAUCUGAGAGUGCAGAUGACCACGUGGCACCCAGAAGAAUUUCACAAGGUGAAGUACUCGCCAUGUGAAAAUGAAUCUGUGCUUCCGGCCUUUACCUUAAGGGAGUGGUCUGAAAUGCCAUAUCCACAACUAACUGCCCUGUUGCUACACACCUCAAUGUAAACACCAUGUCUCUAGGAGAUAAUCUUUAUAGGUAGUUAAAGGAUCUACAGAUUAAGUCUCCUUUACAGUCUCCUGCUAGCUUACCAGGACACGAUUCCUUCUCCUCUUCCAAGUCCAAACAGACCACUCCAUCAGAAAAGCAUCAAGAUAUUUUUUUCUUCCUUUUACCUCCUGCCUCUUUCCCUUCUAGAUUGCUUACACUUUUCCAGUUGUACUUUCACAAAACAUGCCAAUCCUGAAGAGGCAAUGCU
This is a messenger RNA of Lepidothrix coronata (blue-crowned manakin), 4682 nucleotides long. RefSeq names its product NFKB inhibitor interacting Ras like 1 (gene NKIRAS1). The transcript is spliced from 5 exons. The record is from RefSeq and is a predicted model, not a curated record. Gene Ontology annotation, biological process: canonical NF-kappaB signal transduction. Bases 413 to 988 code for a protein of 191 amino acids. Gene Ontology annotation, molecular function: GTPase activity; GTP binding. Lineage: Eukaryota; Metazoa; Chordata; Aves; Passeriformes; Pipridae.